CCUUCCUUAAAAUUUGCGAAAAACGAAACGCAUUGAAAUGUUUAUACACAAAUGUCAUAUUUUCACGUUAGGUUAUUUAGUGUUAUCGAAAUCGUGUUUUCUAUACAAAUCUGUAAUGAGUUAAAAGAUUAAGACUUGCUGUUAAUCUAAAACAAACUGUGAUAUGUAUAUCGAGGCUUUUCUUGCUGGAAUAUGGGCAUCAGUAGGAAGUACUAGAAAGUUAUCUGGCAGUGCAUCGCUUGUUGGCGAUGGCUACGUGAUAUGGGCUGGUCUGCUUGUAACCAUGGUGUUAGUAAACACGUGGGGUUGUCGACACUACCUGCGUUCACUAGACGCAGCGCCGAACUCCGUCGUACCUACGGUCAUUUCGGCAGCUUCUAGUUACGUUUUAUCUGGAAUCAUCGGCAUCACGUUAUUUGAAGAAACUUCGACGAUACGCUGGUGGUGUGGCGCUAUGCUUAUCAUCGCAGGUCUUGGCCUAGUUGCCAGGCCGCGAAACAAACAUAAAACGCAAUAAAAUACCGAGCACAUUGUUUUACCCGGAUUAACUGAGAUGUUACGUGGAAGAAUAGCUUUAGGAAUAAGUAAGUAAAUGUUGCGAAGUAUAAAAGAAAUGUUGAGAUAUUUGAAGGUGCGCACCUCUAAUUGUAUUUAAAA
Manduca sexta (tobacco hornworm) is the source of this 657-nucleotide messenger RNA. RefSeq lists its product as uncharacterized. The record is from RefSeq and is a predicted model, not a curated record. NCBI's taxonomy places the organism in Eukaryota, Metazoa, Arthropoda, Insecta, Lepidoptera, Sphingidae.